Lymnaea stagnalis (great pond snail) is the source of this 1818-nucleotide messenger RNA. The record is from the annotation of a GenBank genome assembly. Lineage: Eukaryota; Metazoa; Mollusca; Gastropoda; Lymnaeidae.
CUGGUGUUCCUGCGACUUGAUCUUUUCUGGUCCGCUGACUUCUCACGGCAAGUAUGGUAAGCAGUAUUUGAAUUAUCUCUCCCACAGGGUUGCCAACUAAAAAAAAAUAAUAAAAAAAUUAAUAAAAUAUAAGGACGAACAUUGUAAAUCUCCCCAGUUUGUAUGGACACCUAAAUCUCCCCAGUUUGUAUGGACACCUAAAUCUGCCCAGUUUGUAUGGACAAACACUCUUUUUACGCACGGACAACUUUGUUUACAUGUUCAAGGGAAACUAACGAAGCUAAAACAAAGUCUAAUAUCCGUGACCAGCCCACUUUUAGAAAUGACUAUGUCUGUAGGACUCUAAGCCAGGCCCGCACAACGUAAGGCCCGCCAGCACAACGUAUGGCCCGCCUGCACAACGUAAGGCCCGCCAGCACAACGUAAGGCCCGCCUGCACAACGUAUGGCCCGCCUGCACAACGUAUGGCCCGCCUGCACAACGUAUGGCCCGCCGGCACACACUUUGCGGCCCGCGAAGUAACGAAAUAUUCUUUAUUAUUAUUAUUAUUUUCUGAAUAGCUUCCACCAUUACCUAUCCUCUUUCGGACCGCACCAGUUUUUUUCAUAAAGUAUUACGGCCCGCCUUACACUUUGAGUUGUGCAGACCUGCUCUCUAAGUCAUAUGAAAAUAAGGGCUAGAGCCUAUUUUGUAAUGUUAUUUUAUUGUAUAAAAUUCUCAUCAGUGUCGAAUUAUUUCGAUUAUGUUCAUGCAAGUGAAAGAGGAGAAAUGAGUAAAGCAAAGUUGGGUUAAACCUAAAAAAAAAAGGAACGCAACAAAGCAACGAACGUGUCGGCUUCCCGCUCGACACAAUUCACAAUUCAUUUGCUGCCCUUUUGAAUACUACUUCUAAGCUAAGUGCUAUUUUUUAAAUGUUAAAUUUAUUCUGUUUUUGCCUGUUGUUUUUGUUCGCCGACGAAGGCUUCCUGCCGACAUGUUCGUUGUUUUGUUGCCUUCCUUUUUUUUUCAGGUUAAACCCUACUUGGUUUUACUCAUUUCAUACUGUGCUAACCCGAUUGCAGUCUCUCCCCUUAUUACACUGAAAUAAGAGAACCCCCACAACAGUGAUUCUCAAAUCCCUUGACACAAAUCUCUUUGAAUUUCAGUCCAAAAUGUACUUUUCCAAAUUAAGUAAAUUUUUUUACUUACCUUCCGUAAAUUUACGGAGGUUGGCAACCCUGAUCUCUGUGUAUUGUUAUGUUCCAACGGUACUUAAUCAUAAACCAAUUUUAGUGGAGAUCCUAAGCACGACAAAACUUAUGGCAGCUGGUUGCCGGUAGCAAAUAAAUUAUGUAAAAUAAAUGAAAUUCACAUCUUAUCACAUCUUGUACUGACGAAGCAUCACUUACAUUCGAGACCAAUGCAGUACAUUAUUCGUGCGUUUAAGUUAUUUUGAUGUUAAAUAUUUUAUUUUCGUUAAAAAAAAAAAUAAUCCAGAUUUGAAAUGCCACAAGACGGACCCUGCACUGGAGGCCAUUCGAACAACAGCCGGGGCCAAGAAGAAACUCUUGCUGUUCAAGCAAUUUCCGGACUACUAUCAAAUCACGUCAGCUAAACAUCGUCAGUUUUUAGACGAAUGUGAGCACAGCUGUGACGUGACCACCGACGAGAAGAGGUUCCGAGAGGCCGACGCCGUGAUCUUCUACUCACACUAUAAGCAUGCCAAGGACCUGGCCGUCGUGCCCGAGAAGCGACCAGAUCAGAAGUGGGGAUUUUUCGCCGUCGAGCCCCCGCCGCUGUCCGACAACGAGGCGUUCGGCGCAGAGCACUGGAAAGGCC